Messenger RNA from Eurytemora carolleeae, 2323 nucleotides. Its product is annotated as hemicentin-2. The record is from RefSeq and is a predicted model, not a curated record. NCBI's taxonomy places the organism in Eukaryota, Metazoa, Arthropoda, Copepoda, Calanoida, Temoridae.
AAGCUCGUGAAUUAUGUCUGUAUUCGGGUUGGCUUCUCCAGGUUCUCUGGUUCUAUCCCUCGGUUCUCCGGGACCAGUUUACUCCGCACCUUCCUCAGGAACGGAGCACAACCUCGCAAUAUCAUUUCAAGUAAAACCCAAACUAAUAGUUGAAAUGUCAAGUGAUUUGUCGUGUAAAGUUGUGAAAAAGUGAAAAAUUCAAAAAUCUAACACUUGCCCUCCAUUAUCAGACCAUAGUGUUAACCUAGAAAAAUAUUAAUUUGUCCAUGAAAUAUUAUUUUGUCCAUGAAAUAUUUAGGGUUACUGUUGUUCCAACACUGUUUCACGAUUCUACAGGUGUGUUCUUCAAGAUCUUGUGUAUAAUUGAUGAUGAGGAUGAUAGAAGUACUUCCAGAACAAGAUUUCUAAAUGAGACAAAUUAAUAAAUGAAUAAAUGAUAAGGAGUGUCCACUGGGGUUUAGGAAUACAUAAGAUGAAUUAAGGAGAAAUAUAGAAUUGAUGGAUCAUCAAACUUUACUAGUUUCUCAAGGAUAAUAUGUCAGGAGACAGGAUGAAAAUAUCCAAGACGGGGUUGAUUGAUAUUCUCCUGGUACUGAUCCUGGCUGGAGGGACGAAUGAGUUCUCUCUGCCUGGAUCCGGGUCUCCCAAUGAGACUGCCUGGGCUGUACCUGGAAAUACAGCUAGACUGUUUUGUCAAAUACAGGGAGCUGAUUUUAUAACUGACACUGAGCCUGCGUAUCUUCAUGUGUCUGGAGUACAGAUUCAGGAUACAGGGAUAUACAGGUGUCGGGUUGACUUUAAGCAUGCUCAGACUAGGAACCGUAUCCUACAGCUUAGUUUAGUAGAAGAUCCAUCCAGUCUUACCAUAUACCAUGAUUCUCAGGAGGUCGGUCACAGCGCUGGUCCAGUUAACUCCGGGUCCUCAGUUCAUCUGAUCUGUAUUGCUGAAGGAGGGAAACCUUCUCCAACCUUGCUGUGGCACAGGAACAAUCUCCUAAUAGAUUCAAGCAUGGAGGAGAAGGGAGGACAGGUUCGGAAUGAGCUGAUUAUCCCUCAGGUUGGAGAGAAGGAAGCAAAGGAUAGUUUCUCCUGUUCUGCUAGCAAUAAUAAUAUAACCCAACCUCUAGUUCGAAGUUUAAGAAUAGAAAUCAACUUUCCUCCGAGUAAGGUUGAAAUCUCCCAACUACCCAAGGAUAUAUAUGCUGGUAAAACACAAUAUAUUAAAUGCUCCGCCGUGGGUUCCUAUCCCUCCGCCGCUAUAUCAUGGUGGAAGGACGGCCAGUAUUUACAAAGACCGGCGGAGACAAAUGAAAGAAACGGAACUGUAUCAUAUCUUUUUAUAAAGUUUACUAGAGAAGACAACGGACGUAUAUUAACUUGUAGAGCUCAGAAUCCUCUCAUUGAAAACUCAGUGGUGGAGCAGAAAAUCCGACUCAACAUUCAAUAUUCUCCACAGACAGAUUUACAGUUCGGAGCAAAUAUAAACCCGGAGAAUAUUAGAGAGGAUCAAGAUGUCUACCUGGAGUGUAGAGUAGACUCCAACCCUAAACUGAACAAGAUACUCUGGAGUUUCAACGGGUUCCCCGUUCUAUCCCGUAAGAACGUGAUCAUGUCCGGGAUGAAUCUAGUUCUCCAGGGUGUAAGACGGGAUCAGGGUGGGAACUAUACCUGUACUGUAUCCAACCAUGUCGGAGAUGCUGUGAGUAAACCUGUAUCUCUUGUAGUAAAACAUAAACCUGUGUGUGCCAGGAAUGGUAGUCUGGAUCUCCAGGCUAGGUUCAAGGAUGUGCUCAAGGUCCUCUGUCAAGUAGAUGCUCAUCCUUCUCCAACAAACUUCUGGUGGACGUUUAAUAAUAGUUUUCAGUUGGGGAAACUUCCUCAAGAUCAAUAUGAGUUCAAGGGAGAGCAGAGUACUCUUAUAUACAAACCCAUCCUACCCUCAGACUACGGAGUACUGAGUUGUUGGUCCUCGAAUCCCCUGGGAACAAUGGAGCAGCCAUGCAUUUACAAUAUCAAAAACAUGGGAACAGAGCAGCGGACAUUAGAGUGUAAUUUGCAUAAUCAGACCCUUACAUCUCUUAUAGUUUCAUGUACAGGGGAGGGGCAAGUACAAGAGAAUAGUGUGUACCACCUAGAGGUGAGGGAGAGAGAGGGAGGAGAACUGGUUCAAAAUCUAACCUCAGACUCUCCUUGGUUCUUUAUACAGGAUUUGCCACCAGAGGUUUCAACAUCCGGUCUCAACUUGACAGUGUACACUUCAGAUCUUUCAGGACGGAGUGGAAGCAGGCAGACUCUUGGAGUUUUAUCCUCAAAGGUAAAUUAA